Molecule: messenger RNA, 7244 nt
Organism: Phyllopteryx taeniolatus (common seadragon)
Lineage: Eukaryota; Metazoa; Chordata; Actinopteri; Syngnathiformes; Syngnathidae
Gene: znf219
Product: zinc finger protein 219
Exons: 5
Coding region: 1728-4874 (1048 amino acids)
Biological process (GO): regulation of DNA-templated transcription
Cellular component (GO): nucleus
Molecular function (GO): RNA polymerase II cis-regulatory region sequence-specific DNA binding; DNA-binding transcription factor activity, RNA polymerase II-specific
Source: RefSeq, a predicted model, not a curated record
UGGGAAUGAUGGGAAAUGAGCGGCAGACAGGACGGCUCAGUGGAGGGCUCGCAAGAAGAAAAGACAGCGACACAAAAAGUGGAAUUGGAACUUUUUUUUCUCCCUCUCUGGAAUGGCGAAGGCCGAGAGACAGAGCGGCGGGUGGGGGGACGGGGGAUGUUGAUGGUGGCAAACAAAGAGAACGUGAAGAGAAUGAGUCGGGGGGAGACAUCAAAGGGAUUUUUCAGGCCUGGUUACCGGGACAACAGACAUUUGCAUGCCGUUAGCUUUUUACAUCAUAUUAGCAACACGCAAGGAUGGGGGAGGGCCUGGCUGGCCUGGACGCUCCACACUAUACAGUACAUCUCACACGCACACGCACACGCUCGAUCAAACGACUCGCGAGCGCUGAUUGACACCUUUCAAAACCAACCGACAGACAUUAGGCCUCGCACAGGAGGGAAAACAAAUAGCACAAAUGAAAAUAAACGCUGCAGACCAGGCCACAUGGGGACCAAUUCCAACAAGUUGCCCAACCGAGUAACACACUAAGAAGCCUAAAAAGAAUACAAAUGCUGAUGGCGAGGAGUCAUGGUUGGUCAAAGCAUCAUGUAAUCAGCGGGCGCGGGCGGGCACGGGCGGGUGUUUCGAGUUUUCCAUAUGUGAUCACCUUCUUCCUUCAUCCCGCUCCCUCGCGUGCAUCCUCCCUGACUCACUUCAUCCUUUCAUCUAUCCUCCCUUCCUUUCGUCCUCUGUCCCUCUUUCUGCGAGUGUGCCGCUUCAGUGCCCUCAGUAUUGUGGCAGCGUGGUGCCAGUAGGCGUCGCCGUGACAGCCGUUGUCACGGUAGCAUUGUUGGGGGGUGAUGGAGUGUGUGUGUGUGUGUGUGUGUGGUUGGAGUGUAUUACAGUAUCAAUACACUGACACUGCGACAAAAAGGACAGCAGCCGCCACUGUAUAUCACUCCUCUUCCUCCUCACCGCUAAAUCAAUCUCUCCUCCCUUCCAUUGAUUUCACACACACACACAACUUCCUCAGCUCACCUCCUCCCUGCUCAAACAUCUACUGCAGCCUCACCCCUCUCCCCCAUCUUUCAUUUCAUCUCGCAUGCCCCCCCUCUGUCUCUCUCUCUCUCUCUCCAUCACUCACCCUCACCCCACUCUCCCUCCCUCAUGGCUGUUUUUCUUGUUUGUGUGUGUGUGUCUCACGCUCUCUCUGCAUAUUAAUUGGUGCAUUUUUGCUGCGGCGGAGCAAACAAUCAAAGCAUCAUAGGCGGAAGCUCAUGCCAUUAUUGUGUACACACACAUUAUACAGGGCGUACAACAUGGCAAACGUACACACACGUGCACUUGUAGACUCGCAUGGCUGCUGACACAAUAGCAGCGCACUCUUGCUCAUCAGAAUCAGAAUCAUCUUUACCCGGCGGAUAUGUCGGGUGUCGGCACACGCGUUUGGAAUCUCGGCAAAUAUGCGGCCGGCGCCGCAUCCGAACCCGAAGGCCUCCGCGACUCCAGGCAAGUAAGCCGCACGUUGCUCGUGAGUCUUUCGCUGCUCUUCUUCACCCGCAAUUGUGUGUGUGUGUAGGGGCAGGUAAGGAGUCGGGACCCUCGCCCGGACCCUCGAAGCACAGCACGAGCGCACGGCGGUUUUGGACUCUCCGCUCGGAAAAGCGGGGAUCGAAGGAGGAGUUGGACCCCCCCCGGCCGAGAGUCUGAAGAAUGGCAUAAGGCCGCACACGCUCCCGCAGAGGAUGGAUUCCACCUGUUCCCCUGAGCCGCCGCCCCAUCCCAAAAGCCCGCAAGCUUCCCCUCGGGGUCCGAACGCAGCGCCGCGCACCCCUCUUUCUGUGUCGGCCCCGGCUGAGGAGGACCAUCCGAACCGCCGGGGCCAAGAAGAUGAUCAACAAAACGGUGAUGCCUUUCCGUCCCCCACCCCGGCCGUGGCUCUAUUCCCGGGAGGGGGGGGAGCCGAAGCGGGACGCAGUCCGACUCUGGACUCUUCUCCGCCGGCCACGCCCUCGGCACCCCCCUUCGGCUUUGGAGCCCUGGAGUUUGCCCUCUCCUCGGGGCCCAGCGGAAGCUGCAAUGAUGAGCUGGACCUACAGCUCUUCCAGAGGAACGCUUUCACCAGGGCGGCAACCGGAGGGGGAGGGGCGGCGUCGGGACCGUCGCUCCGCUUCUCCUGUCACGUCUGUGGGAAGAGAUUCCGAUUCCAAAGCAUUUUGUCCCUGCACGCCAGAGCCCACAGUCUGGACCGACACCGUCAACCCUCGUCGCAUUAUCGGGCCGCUCUGCCUUCGGCGCCUCUCAAACAGAACCUUGGAGACCAAAUGAACAAAAAACAACAGAUUCAGAAGGACAGAAGACACCCGGUGAGCGGGAAUCGUACAGGCGCGCUGCCAGGGGAGGACGAGGAAGAGGAGGAUGGUCCCAAAGAUGCAGAAUUGGAACAGAACCACACAACAUUGAGCCCUCCGCUAAAUGAAGACCUUACUCCUUGGACAGCGUCUGCUCCUGCCCCAUCGACGUUCCGUUGCCACGCCUGCAAAGGAAAAUUUCGUACGGCUUCUGAGUUGGCGCGCCACGUCCGCAUUCUCCACAACCCGUACAAAUGCACGCUUUGUCCUUUCUCCGCCAACCAGGAAGGCUCCCUGGCAUCACAUCUGCAGGAGUGCCACCCCUCCCCAGAGGGGCCCACUUUGCUUUCACCCUUUACCAAUUCCCGGCCGGUCGGCGUUUCCGCAGAGGCUCCCCAAACCUCAUCCCCCGCCAAAGUGUCAGGAUCGUCCUUGUUGCCGGCAUUCCGUUGCGAUACUUGCGGACAGAGGUUCACUCAGUCGUGGUUCCUCAAGGGACACAUGCGAAAGCACAAGGACUCCUUGGACCAUAAGUGUCAGGUGUGCGGGCGUGGCUUCAAGGAGCCGUGGUUCCUCAAAAACCACAUGAAAGUGCACCUCAAUAAGCUCGGCCUCAAAGCCGGCUUGGGAAGCGUCGACGCCGAUCCGCAGGCCAAAGGCUCCGCGGGUCACCUGUCCCUGAACGCCCUCUACUCCAGCCUUCUUUUGGCUCGGAAGGGGUCUGGCAGAACAGGGCAAGGAAGGCCAGAGAAGGAGGGCACGAGGAGGAUGCGGACGGAUUCCUGCAAGUCGGCUAUCCUGGGCUACUUGGGCCUUCCCGGCGACAGCGGCGGGGCCAGCUGCACGGAGAGACUCCAAGCCGUAGCCCAAGUGGCUGAGAGGGGAAACGGUGGCGGCACCGUGAGUACGGAAGCGGGGGCAGUCGGAAGAGAGAGGACGGAGCCCAGAUGCACCGUCGAAGGAGGGGAUCAAGCACCCUGGUGGCAGCUGGUGGCUCGAAGCCUCACUGUGGCUCAGCAGCAGCAGCAGCAGCAGCAGCAGCAGCAGAGAGAGCGAGACAGCGCUCACCAUACCGGUCUGAACAGGACUGUAGGAGUAGAGACCGACCCGGUCAGAGCCUACGCAGACACUAUGGAUGCUAGAGGAGCUGCCGGAGGAGCUCCCAGUGCAGCCGAGGGUUCAUGGGAAUGUCCGGACUGCGGAAAGCUCUUCCACAGCCUCCAGCAGGUGCUUGUUCACGCCCGUGUACACACUCACAAGGCCCAGAAAGGAGGAGCCUCAGGUGAGACGGACGGAACUUGCAGCUCCAGUGGAGCCAGAGGAAGCCCCGGCGAACUGGGCCAGGAAUCCAAAGUGCAACAAGCAGCGGCGGCAAGCUUUCAGUCUGUCAUGCCAGGCUUCAAAGGACAGAACGGGACCGUGGGGGCGCCGUCGGCUGUGGCUUCGCUUUCCGGCAGCAGGGAACGCGUCCGCGGUCGAGGGAUUAAGGAUUGUCCCUACUGCGGUAAAGCCUUCCGCUCAUCCCAUCACCUCAAAGUGCACCUGAGAGUCCACACAGGUGAGAGACCCUACAAGUGCCCCCACUGCGACUACGCCGGCACUCAGUCGGGUUCGCUCAAAUACCACCUUCAACGGCACCACAGAGAGCAACGCAACUUGUCGGGGUCGGCGGCGGCCUCUGCGGGCGGACUCGCCGCCGGCGUCAACGGUCCGACCUCAGUUAAGCAGCGGCGAUCGCAAACCGAUCCCAAAGCCCGGUCAGACAGUCUCGCCUCCGAGCCCGGCCAGCGGUCUUGGCUCCUCGGACUUCCGCAGCAGCAUCAGACUGGUCAAGGAGCCCUUGCGUCUCUAAGGGACAUCGACGCGGAGACCCAGUACCGCUAUCUAUCGGGGAUGAUGGGGGGCUUCUACCCUGGCGGUAUGGAAGGAGCGUGGGUCAGGGAGUCUCCUCCUCCGAAAGCCCUCAAGGUUUCCCGCCGUAAGCCUCUUACCACCAACCGGAUGGUGGCGGCCCGCGACGAUCGAGCGUCAGCUUCCCCGGGUCAAACAGGCGCCUUUGAACCCCUCGAUCUGUCCCGGCGUUCUACGCCAGGCCUCGGAGGGCUGGAAGAAGAAGGAGGAGAACGCAUCAAACUGAAGCAGUGUUUGGACUGUCCGUUUCGGACAUCCUCCGCUGAGCUCAUGACCAUGCACCUCCAGGUCAACCACACCAGUAAGUCCCGCCGUAAACUAACCUCUUUGUCCACCUUCGACGACAAGGACAAAGACGGGGCCCUGAAGGGCUCCGGAUCCUGGCACCAGCCCGAUUCGCUCUGGAUUUGGGGCUACACCGAUGAGUCUCAAGCGGAAGCCCGGGAAGGCUCCUCAAACCAGAUCUGGACCCCCAACGGGCUCCCUCCGGACCAUCACAGUGACAUGCGAGCGAUGAGCCCGGCCCUCCAAAGUGAUUCGGGGGGUGACGAUGGUGAAGAGCAGGAGGAUGAAGAGGAGUGCAGCAGCGGCACAGAGGACCAACACGAGAGAAACGACCUCGCAGAUUAAAACAGCUGUACAUUUUCAAGACGUUUUUUUUUACUCCUUUUUGCAAAACACAUUCGUAAGUGCAAGAAGCAUUCCAUCAAAGGUGGUCCACGAUCAGACUCCGGGAUGGGAUUUUCUGUGUGGUCUCUCUUGGAACAGGAGGUGUGAACAUCGGGUGGAGUGCAUUUAGACUUCUAGUGUUCUUGUGGCUGCAAGCUGUCACGAUGGAAAGAAGGUAGCGGCAGCGAUGAAAACACAAAGACGUCCCAGUAGAAAGUGUAGCUUUUACCGUGAGAAAAAGGAAAAAAAAAAAAAAGCUUUUUAAUGGUGUUUGGUUGGAAAAUGACUUAGAUGUUUGUGAGCUGAAUGUCCUUACGCAGCACUGUGCAACUUGUUCUUCUUUUUGUGGACCAAAUGUUUUGUUUUUCUCGUUGACGGCGGAUCAUCUCCCGAUCCAAGCGUGUGGCGUUGAAGAGCGUUGGCGUGAUUCCGCCACAGACGCCGAUCUCCAACCGGACGCUGCUGACGAGCGUCAAAUCCACCGUGCCUUCUGUUUCGAGCACUUCCUGGUCCGUUUCGUACAACCGGCUUCCUUUCGUCUGUCCGUUCCGCCAAAGCAAACCCCACCCAGAGAUGGGGACUCGAGUCACUGAGACUUGAGCCAGCGUUGACUGCCUUCACUGUUUCGAUGACUUGUGACUUGACUUGACUUGACUUGUACUUAAUUGGGAGUAAACAACUCGGGACUUGAUUUGAGACCACGAUGAGGUGUUCGAAGUUAGCACAGUAGUCAUAAAGACAAUCAGCCUGUUUUUGUGUGGACUUUCCCCUUCCCGACCAGGGACGGCAAAUGCCAAACAAGCUUAUGUUUUAUACGAUUAUCCUUAGGUCCGAGGUGGGUUAAGAGUGGUUUUGCUGUUUUGUUGUUGACCAAGAGGUCUGGGCCGACAAUCUUAAAUAAUCAACAUGUUCAAUUUUUAUGACCAAAAGUCUUCAUGUUUGUGGGCAAAAGUGACGUCUCCCCGAGUCAUGACACGGAACAGAACAUAGUCAAUCAAGAAGCGCCCUGACUCAGCAAAGGGAAAAGACCGGAAAUAAAAACAAACAUAUCUAUAUCUAUAUCUAUAUAUAUAUAUAUAUAUGUCGUUUUUUUGUAUAAAAGUGGGUUCCCCGGACGGAAAGAAGUCUUUUUUGACGACAUGGCCAUUUUACAAGGCAACCUUCGGGCACACUUGAGAAACAUCGGCACAUAUCUGGAAGUGUUUCGUCUUUUUGUUUCGCGAGGUCUCCUGCGAUCGCGUGAGGUUUCGAGAUCUGCGGCAGAAGAGAUUAUUGGCGCACACCGCACAAUUAUCUUGAUGUGUGGUCUGUCACAGAGAAUAAAUCUUUUCAAAUUUGAAGCAUCCUUGUGUGUAGCAGGCCCAAGUUUGAUGAAUUGGCCAAGAAUUUGGCGAUCUGAGCGUUUUUGUGGUCUCUCUUUAUGAUGCUGCAGGUAAGACUUUCGGAAGAAGCGAACUUGACUUGACUCGAGUCAACCUGUGACUUGACCUGACUCGACUCAGGAUUUGCUUGAGACUUGUACGCGUGACUCGAUGCCAUCUCUGGCAGACCGCCUCGAGCCCGGACCUUAAACGAAGGACGUAGUGUAGAGGCAAGACGAAGGGCCAGAUGAGAUCUGGCCAAAAUCUGUCCAAGGAGACAUUAAAAGAUAGACGGAGACCAAUAAUCUUCUCUUCCCGCCAGUCCUUCCGUUUGUGGUCCCGAGGCCUUCGUUGGACUUCCUGUGUGUGUGACAUGUUUCAAACAUGCCGUCGUGCUUGAAAGGAAACCUCAUGUUGAAUGUCGUACAGCUAGCUAGCUUAGAGAUGUCGCUGGUAUUAGUGGCGGUUCUAGCCCGUUAUUAGCGGUUUUCAGACCGGGUCGAAGGGUUCUUUCGGGGGGGGGGGGGGGACUACAAUCGUCAACGGGGGGCAAAUGGGAAAUUUUGACAGGCUAGUCCGGUCGCAUCCUAUCUCUUUUGUCGGGGUUUGGGGGGCACUGCCGAGAACCGCCACUUGCUGGUAUAUUGUUUUUCUUUCAAAGCGAGAGCACAAACCCGAGCCACCGCUCUCCCCGACUCAAACCCGCCCGCCGAUCCCGAUGGUUGGCUCGGCGUAGCGAGGUGCUCGUUUUGAAUGUAUUGGCGAAGGGAAAGCCCUCCCGCAAUGCAAACUGCGAUGGGCCACCUGCAAUAUUUGCACCUCAAAGGUCGUCCGAAGGCGGCGGCGGCGCCGAGCUGGGUUUGCGCUCUCGUGUAGUCGGCUGAGUCAUCUAACGUAUUCUAGUCGUGACUAAUAUGAUCAGCAAAAAAAAAAUUCCUAAUAAGAAUAAUAAUAAAAAAAUAAACAAAGA